AUGGCAGUUUGGCAGAAUGGCAGUUAUGGAAAUGAGACCAUCAUGACAAUCCAUAAUCUAAUAGCUAUCAUAGAAGGGAAGGAAGAGCCUGACAGAUAUGUUAUUGUCGGCAACCAUUAUGAUGCAUGGACAUUUGGCGCAGUUGACCCAAAUAGUGGAACUGCUGCUCUUUUAGAGGUUGCCCAAAGAUUGGCCAAGCUGCAAAAAGAAGGAUGGAAACCUCGUAGAACCAUUAUAUUGUGUAGUUGGGAUGCAGAAGAGCAUCACUUGAUUGGUUCAACGGAAUGGGUUGAAGAUAACAGAGAGAUUUUAGCCUCAAGAGCUGUAGCUUAUCUUAACAUGGACUAUGCAGUAUCUAAUCAUGGAUUCCAUGCUUCCUCAACCCCACAACUUGAUGAACUUCUCAAAAAGGCAGCAAAAAUGGUUCAAGAUCCAGACAAUUCGUCGCAGACUCUAUUUGAAUCUUGGGUUGCUAGUGAUUCUCCUCUGAUAAGGAGGUUAGGUGGUGGUGGAUCCGAUUAUGAGGCUUUUGUUCAGCAUGUUGGUAUCCCUUCAGUUGAUAUGAGAUUUGGAAGAGAUUAUCCCGUGUACCACUCCAUGUAUGAUGACUUCUUAUGGAUGCAAAAAUUUGGAGAUCCGUUGUUUCAUAGGCAUGUGGCAGCUGCAAACAUUUUGGGUCUAGUGGCUUUAAAGUUGGCAGAUGAGGUGUUAUUGCCUUUUGAUUACAUGUCCUAUGCAUAUGAGCUCCAGAAAAGCUUAAAGGUGUUGGAAAAUAAGUUGCUAGGAAAGCCAGUGAGUUUGGUGCCAUUACAUGAGUCUAUACAAAAAUUCAGAGAGGCAGCUUCCAACGUAGAGAACCAGAGGAAGGAAUUGGAAGACAAGGCUUUAUUUUCAAAGUGGAUGAAUGACCCAAUUAAAAUUCGAGAACUCAAUGAUAGGUUGAUGUUGACAGAAAGGGCAUUUACGGAUCAAGAUGGUCUCUUUGGAAGGCCUUGGUUCAAACAUUUGCAACUGACAUCCGAGAUUGGGUUUGAAUCUAAGGAAGAACGAUGA
Messenger RNA from Phalaenopsis equestris, 1053 nucleotides. Its product is annotated as probable glutamate carboxypeptidase LAMP1. Bases 1 to 1053 code for a protein of 350 amino acids. The record is from RefSeq and is a predicted model, not a curated record. Lineage: Eukaryota; Viridiplantae; Streptophyta; Magnoliopsida; Asparagales; Orchidaceae. The transcript has 12 exons. Gene Ontology annotation, molecular function: carboxypeptidase activity.